UCAAACGAACGACGUUUCUCGAAAGUACUAGGUAUGCCUCAGUCAUUGGAUUACUUAUGAAUUUCAACUUAUUCACUAUUUAGGAUCCUUAUUUUUUGCAAAGCUAACAGAAUUGAGUAUUUAUUUUAGUGGGCUAAACUCUCUAACUUUGUGUAAAGGUUUUGACUGAACAAUUGUGCAAAUUUUGUGGUCCUCGUCAUACAUAAUAAUUAUAAAUCACAUCAUUGUAAACCUCGUGCUAUUCUGUACGUAAAAAAUGGCUAAAUGGGGAGAAGGUGAUCCUAGGUGGAUUGUCGAGGAGCGACCUGAUGCCACAAAUGUGAAUAAUUGGCACUGGACGGAGAAAAACGCGGGCCCGUGGUCGAAAGACAGGCUUACGGAAUUGUUGAAUAACUUGAAAAUAUCACAGAACGGAAUAGAUUGUAAGAUUACUGAAGUCAAGAAUAUCGAUGGGGAAGCCUCAGCUAAUAACAGGAAAGGCAAACUAAUAUUCUUCUAUGAGUGGGAUAUUAAGUUGAAGUGGGAAGGUCGACUUGCUGGUAACAAGGAUAAAAUUAAGGGCGAAAUGCAUAUUCCAAACUUAUCUGAAGAAAAUGAUGUCAGCGAAGUAGAUAUAACUGUCACAGUGACAGGAAAUGGUGAAGAAGCACAGAGGGUUAAAGCGUUCAUGCACAAUGUUGCAAGGAAUGAGAUUCGUAAUCAACUCAAAGAGUACAUAAGAAGCUUGAAGGAAGAGUUUUCAAAAGGUUUAAUUCUACCAAAAAAGGGUGAAACCACGGUCAAGCCUGACAAUGUAUCUACAAUUACAAGUGGAUUUAAUAAAAAAAUUAAUAUGGAGCCUAUAGUUGCUCCUCAAGACAAAAAAGUUGUUGGUUGUAAGCUAGAUACAAAAAGUAUUGAAUUGUCAGAGAAAUUUCAGUGCCGAGCACAAGAAUUCUAUGAUGCAUUGACUCGAAUAGAAAUGGUGACAGCCUUCACACAAGGACAUGUUAAAAUGGAAGCAGAAAAAGGUGGCAAAUUCUCUCUGUUUGGUGGAAAUGUAACCGGGGAGUUUAGAGAAAUGGUACCUGGCAAGAAAAUAAUACAGUAUUGGAGAUACAAACAGUGGCCUGAACAACACUUUUCUGAAGUUACUUUUGAUAUUGAGGAAAAGGAGGACCACACUUUAGUAUCACUGAAGCAGGAACUAGUGCCAGCUUCAGAGGUGGACCAAACUCGCGAGAACUGGAAACGCUACUACUUUGAAAGCAUUAAGAGAGCAUUUGGUUUUGGCGCCUUUUUGUGAUAACUUCAAAACAGUUGUUAAGAAACAAUUAACCACCAGUAUGCAGACCAAUGUUUAAGAUCUCCGAAGAAAUAUACUUUGUGUAUUAAUUAUUAAUUAUUUUAUCCAGUAAAUUGUUAAAUGGCAGCAAUUUUUUGAAUGAUGAACUAUGUGAUUAUGUACAAGGCUUUGAUAUUUAAAUUUUUAUAUACAAUAUCAAUAACUGGAUAGUCAUAAAUUUUUGCACAUAUUGCUAAGGAUGGAAUAUAAUGAUAUGAUAAAAAUAUACCUCCUGAUCAACUUCCAAUGGGCACUACAAUCACUAAUUAUAAUAAAAUACUCUUUUAAGUUUACAAAUUUACUGGAUAUUAUAAUAUUAUGUUAUUUAAAAUAACCAAUAUGGUAAUGGAGUUUCAUUGGUUGAGAUGCUUCGCUUAGCCACCUCAAAAUUAGUUUGAUUUCUGUAUUGCUUAUUUUAUAAGUAGCUGAAUAAUUAUGUAAUUAAUUUAUGGUGUUCUAAUAAAAACCAGGCAAAUAUAAAGAA
This is a messenger RNA of Leptidea sinapis, 1808 nucleotides long. It is a transcript of the gene Ahsa1, whose product is annotated as activator of 90 kDa heat shock protein ATPase homolog 1. NCBI's taxonomy places the organism in Eukaryota, Metazoa, Arthropoda, Insecta, Lepidoptera, Pieridae. Gene Ontology annotation, cellular component: cytosol. The transcript is spliced from 4 exons. The record is from RefSeq and is a predicted model, not a curated record. Gene Ontology annotation, molecular function: ATPase activator activity; protein-folding chaperone binding. Gene Ontology annotation, biological process: positive regulation of ATP-dependent activity; protein folding. The coding region runs from base 257 to 1285 and encodes 342 amino acids.